Magnolia sinica is the source of this 2696-nucleotide messenger RNA. Its product is annotated as beta-glucuronosyltransferase GlcAT14A-like. The record is from RefSeq and is a predicted model, not a curated record. Gene Ontology annotation, cellular component: membrane. The transcript is spliced from 4 exons. The coding region runs from base 1342 to 2556 and encodes 404 amino acids. Gene Ontology annotation, molecular function: glucuronosyltransferase activity. Lineage: Eukaryota; Viridiplantae; Streptophyta; Magnoliopsida; Magnoliales; Magnoliaceae.
GAAUCCUUACUCCAAUGUAUUCUUCUGUUUUCUUCUUGUAUCUAAGAAAAUUCUUUCUUUUGUUCUUCCAUUAAAUUCCAAUAUCUUUCUUUUGUUUUCAUCGUUUCCUUUGAUUGGUUUGGAAAUUUAUGUUGAUAAUUUCUUGAAAAUACUUCACACCCAUUUAUUCUAAUUCUGUCAUUGUUUUUGGGAUUUUGAAAGUUUUAGUGAUUCGAUCCAUUUCUUGUUGGAUUUGGAUCCGUUUGCGAUAGAUUGAUCAAAUGUUUUCCGACCCAUUUCAGUUCAUCCUUUGAUCUCUCACUUGAAUUUUCACAAUUCGGUGCAUUUGUUGCUGAAUUAGAAUUGGUUUAUGGUAGAUUCUUGAAAAAUCUUCACACCCAUUUGUUCUACUUCUCUAAUCUUUGUUGGGAAGUUGAAUUUUUUGUAAUUUGAUCCAUUUCUUGUCGGAUAUGGAUUGGUUUUUUAUGGAUUAGUUGAAGAUGUCCAACCCAUUCUGUCUCCUUCUUUGAUCUUUAAUGGUCACUUGAAUUUUCUUAACUCCGUGCUUUCAUCCCCGAAUCAGAAUUAGUUAAUGGUAGAUUCUUGAAAAGUCUUCACACCCAUUUGUUCUACUUCUCUAAUCUUUGUUGGGAAGUUGAAAUUUUUGUAAUUUGAUCCAUUUCUUGUCGGAUUUGGAUCGAUUUUUUAUGGAUUAGUUGAAGAUAUCCCAACCCAUUCUGUCUCCUUCUUUGAUCUUUGAUGGUUACUUGAAUUUCCGCAAUUUGGUGCAUUCGUUGUCGAAUUCGAAUCGGUUUAAGCUAGUUCUUGAAAAUUCUCCCAACCCAUUUCUUCUCCUUCAAAUAUCUCUGAUGGGUAUUUGAAAUGUUUGAAUUUGAAUGCAUUUGUAGCCAGCUUCCGCUUUUGAUGAAUUCCUGAUGAAUAUAUGAAAAUUUCAUAACUCAGAUGCAUUCACAUUGAAUUUUUGAUUUGUGAACGGUGUUUGAUCUGUUCUUCCCACCAAAGUUUCAUCCUGGUUUGUUCAGAUAGAAGCCAGCUGCUAGAAUUCUGAUUCUUUCAAUUUGGAGUUGUUUUCGGAUUAGAGUCACAGCGCCCACUGUCACCCCUCUUUGGUGUUUUUAGAUCACAGAUUCCAUUUUGGACGUUGGAGAUCAACGGAUUGGAUUUGUUCUAAGGGUAGAUUGAAUUUGAGAACUAGUUUUUUUUCCCCCCCUGUUUUCAGCUACAUGUUUGGACUGAAUUCGAGUUUGGAUCGAUAGUUUAUUCAGCGGUAGAUUUUUUUAAUCCCAUCUCGACUUUGAACUCUUGCACUCGAAGUGAUUUUUUGCAGAAAUCACUGGCCUGAUGAGGAUUUUCAAGUUUUCUCCAUUGCUAGUCGGCUUUUCUGUUGCUAUUCUGAUUUUUGUGAUUAGUCUUGCGGUUUCAGGAACUUUUUCUAACUCUCUCUUUCGCAGUGGAUUCUCGGUCACAACUGGAGAUGUAGAAUUCGUGAAAAUAAUUCCGUCGAAGCGACCCGGCGAUCCGCCUAUCUUUGCUUAUUGGAUUUCGGGCACUCGCGGUGAGAAGGAGAAGAUCUUGAGGCUUCUGAAGGCGGUCUAUCAUCCGCGAAACCAAUACCUAUUGCAUCUUGAUGCUGGCGCUUCAACUUGGGAGAGGAAUCAGUUAUCCCUCUCGGUUCAAUCCAAACGGGUUUUUUCAGCUUUCGGAAAUGUCAAUGUGGUUGGUCGAGCUUACGCUGUUGAUCAGACAGGUUCAUCGGCUCUUGCCGCCACACUCCACGCGGCGGCUGUUCUGCUUAAGAUUAGCUUGGAUUGGGAUUGGUUCAUCACAUUGAGUGCUUCUGAUUAUCCAAUUGUAACUCAGGACGAUCUCCUGCAUGCUUUCACUUCUUUGCCAAAGGACCUAAAUUUUAUUCAACAAAGGAAGGAGUAUCGAAUGACUAAUCUGAUAGUUGUCGACCGAAAUCUCUACUCAUCGAAGAAUACCCGAGUGCUUGAUUCCAACGAAAUACGAUCAACGCCUGAUGCCUUCAAGAUCUUUGAAGGUUCUCCAUGGACGAUCCUAAGCAGGCCUUUCAUGGAAUACUGCUUGCAUGGCUGGGAUAACCUCCCAAGGAAGCUGCUCAUGUACUUUACCAAUGUGGCCCACCCUUUGGAAGCCUACUUCCAAACAGUCCUAUGCAACUCACCUCAAUUCCAAAACACCACUAUUAGCAAUUAUCUGUGGUACAUUGAGCUGGACACACCUCCACAGGUGGGCCCACAUGCCCUCAGCAUGGCCCACUAUGAUGUGAUGGUAGGAAGUGGGGCCGCCUUUGCCCGCCCUUUCAAGGAAGGCGACAUAGUGCUACAGAAGGUCGACGAGCACAUCCUAAGGCGCCCGUCGGAUGACGUGGUCCCCGGGAAGUGGUGUUCGGGCUGUUGGAAGGAAGGCGCAUGCUCGAAGUGGGGUGGCAUAGAUAUGGUGGAGCCAGGCCCAUAUGGGAAGAAGCUCAAACGGUUCGUGUCAAAGCUUGCUGCUGAGAGACUCCAAUCAAGCCAGUGUAAUUCGAACCGGUGAGGUGAAUGGUUGCUGGUUCUGAAACUCGGUGCUUGGCAUGUGACUCCGGCGAGUUGACUCAGUCAGGUGGUCGGGUCAUGGUGGUUGUAAUAGUACUAGUAUGAAUAUUGAGAAGAAUCAUGUGGCCCAGUUCAUCAGCA